UGAAUUCUCGGUCAUUACUGACUUCCUCCCACUCAGAAGGAUAUUUGAAACAAGCGCUCAUGGCAGCUAAUGAAUACCGUAGUUACCUGCGGAACCAUCUCGAAAUGGAGACCGGUCAGCCGCGAUUUCAUGCUGCCCAAAGUACUGCGCCGACUUAUAGAUCACUUAUUUUUGGAACUCUUGCUGUAAUUGGAUUGUUGCAGGUCGCGUCAAGUGUUGCAAUUUUGCUACACUUAACUGGGUAUCUACGCGAGGUAGAUCUUUCCUCAACCCAACCAUUAGAGGAGAUGAGAACUGAACCGUACCUCGCGGAUGCCCUGAAGGAUCCAAGGAAAAGAACCAAAUGCCCCAAGAAGAGAGAAGUGAUCCCUGAGGCCCAUCUUCCUAUCAGAGGACCCAUUGACUUCUCCAACACAGAAGAUGAGAAGACUGUUAUGAUCCACUGGAAUGAUCAGUAUGGGCGGUUGAAGAAGAUCCGAUACAGUGACGGGCGGAUCCUGGUGGAAAAAGGGGGAUUGUACUAUGUCUAUGCCAAGACCUGCUUUCGGCACUAUGUUCAGGGCGCAGGCUCCUCUUCCGACCAGCCAGACGUGAGCAACGCCCAGUUGAUCCAGUAUGUUUACCAUGAGAAGCACACCCAGUCUACCAUCAAACCUGUCCUUCUCAUGAAGAGUGGUAGUACCAUGAGGUGGGAUGACAAACACUACAAUAUGUACUGUGUGCAACAAGGGAGGGGUAUCCACCUCAAUCAAGGGGAUGGCAUCUUUGUGAAUGUGUCAAACUCCUGGUUACUGGACCCAGAGCCUGAGGGGAGUUACUUUGGUGCUUUGAAACUGGGCACUAUCAAUGAACUCUGUUAAAUGUUGUAUGUAUGUUUUGUAAUUAGUUUUAAGGGACAAUAAUUAUCAGUGCCACAGAAACUCAAUUUCAUUUUAAAACAGCCUGCUCCGUUUAAACACAUUUUUUUUAAGCAACCUGCAAAGUUGCUCUGGUACCACAUCCUAUUGCAAAUCCAAAUUCCAAAUUCCUGGUAUGUGUUAUUUGUUGUAGCACUGUUUCACUGUUUUUCAUGAUUUUCACUGACUGGUCUGACGUGUCAGCAACCAGCUGUUGUGAUGUCUCCUUCAUAGUAAACCAGGGGCAAGGCCCAAGAACCAUUGAACAAUGUGAACAAGCCCAUGGAUACAUGGAUGAACUUUAUCAAGGGCGAAAAUAGAAUCAGUCCCCAGGGUAUUUUUUUUUUUUUUUAAACAGUUCUUUUGUUAUCGGUUUAUUUAUCUUUGUAGUAGUCCACUUGCAAGAGUAUAUAGCUGGCAUAAAUGUAGCCAUGUGAUCUACUGUCACAUUUCCUAAGGGAUGGAAAUGGAAAUGUAUGGAUAUGACUGUGUGUGAGUACAGGACUGACAAUGACCACGUGUCUGUGUAUGACUGUGAGUGAGAACAGGACUGACAAUGACCACGUGUCUGUGUAUGACUGUGAGUGAGAACAGGACUGACAAUGACCACGUGUCUGUGUCUGACUGUGUGUGAGUACAGGACUGACAAUGACCACGUGUCUGUGUAUGACUGUGUGUGAGUACAGGACUGACAAUGACCACGUGUCUGUGUAUGACUGUGAGUGAGAACAGGACUGACAAUGACCACGUGUCUGUGUAUGACUGUGAGUGAGAACAGGACUGACAAUGACCACGUGUCUGUGUAUGACUGUGAGUGAGAACAGGACUGACAAUGACCACGCGUUUGUGUCUGACUGUGUGUGAGAACAGGACUGACAAUGACCACGUGUCUGUGUCUGACUGUGUGUGAGAACAGGACUGACAAUGACCACGUGUCUGUGUCUGACUGUGUGUGACUGUGUGUGAGUACAGGACUGACAAUGACCACGUGUUUGUGUCUGACUGUGUAUGACUGUGUAUGAGUACAGGACUGACAAUGACCACGUGUUUGUGUCUGACUGUGUGUGAGUACAGGACUGACAAUGACCACGUGUCUGACUGUGUGUGAGUACAGGACUGACAAUGACCACGUGUUUGUGAAUGAGUCUUUAGAUCGGUUAAAAAGUCAUCGCAAAUGGAGUGAGUGAUAAUUGAUUUCAUGUCCAAGAAAAAGGGAGAAGGAUAUCUGGAUUUUCUAGAUUUCUCGACAAGAUGGACUUGCAUGCAUUUGAGCUACAUCUUAACAUGGAUCUCCUUUUUUUGCAGAGAAUUUCUCAAACUAAUGAGUUCUGAUUUAUACAUGUGGCCUUUUGCCCACAAGGCGUUAUUGUGGCACAUUUACUGUUGGACUUGUAAUCAGGGUUAGUGGUACAUUGUAUAGGAUGUACUUACAGAGGAUGGCAGAAAAAGUCUUGACUCGCCUAUUGCACAGAAUUCUGUCCUGCAUUAUAAGGAGACUACAAAAUGUAAGAUUUAAGAUAGCUGGCCUGUCUUCUUGUCAGUGUAACAGCUGAAAUCACUGACUAAGAAAUACGUGGAACCAAAUUGACUUUGGUACACUGUUAAUUUAAGAUGUAAGCGUUUCUUUCUCCUCACCUCACUGAGUGUGCAAGGGAAAAUGCACUAAAAGUAUUUAUUUAUUUGAUACGAAUAGUUGUGAAUUAGAUCAUUACUAAAUGGUCUAUUAUAUGUAAAAACAUGUACAUUUGUUUUUCUGCUCUUCUAUAGUUUAUGUUUUCAGAAGAUAUCUUCUUUUGGUCAAUUCAGCAUAUUUUUCUCCUGCACAGUGCCUCUGUUUGAAAGCUUAAAUGAGUGGUUUCUCAGUUGAGGAACUUAUGUAUUUAUCUUCACAUGACAAUUCUGUGUGCUCAGUCAAAAACAGAAUAUAUUAGUUUUUUUAAGUUGCUUCAUAUUUCCAAAAACGUUGUUAAAUAAUAUGUUUAUUUAUAUCAUUUUAAUUAAUAAAGUACUUUUCUAAAUAUGUC
Messenger RNA from Clupea harengus (Atlantic herring), 2920 nucleotides. RefSeq names its product TNF superfamily member 11 (gene tnfsf11). Gene Ontology annotation, molecular function: tumor necrosis factor receptor binding. Gene Ontology annotation, biological process: immune response. NCBI's taxonomy places the organism in Eukaryota, Metazoa, Chordata, Actinopteri, Clupeiformes, Clupeidae. The record is from RefSeq and is a predicted model, not a curated record. Gene Ontology annotation, cellular component: membrane.